CCGACAGCGACACUUUUGCUUCGGCCGUUUAUCGUCACCGUUUCCACUGGUUGGCCUGCGAUGGCGUGAACCUCUCCACAGCAAACGCCAUGCCGAGGCCGAUGCGACAGCAGGGGAAGCUAUGAUAAUUGUCGAAUGAGGUACGAGCGCGGAUUGACUCAAAAAUAAUGGAGUCUUACGGAGUAUACUUCAGACGAUGGAAGUUUGGUUCCCAUCUAACCGUUCUUCACAAUUGUCAAGGUGGAACCCCCGAGAAUAACUCCGCAGAUCAAUAAAUAAGGGAAUUGUCUGCUCUGCAUCUUUUAUUUUUCUUCUUUUCGCAAGGUAGUAAUUUUACUGAAUCCAUAACAAUAAUCAUGGCCUGGCCCAACAAGAACAAAGACAUGCUGUACCGCCGGGUGGGAAACUCGGGCCUUCAUGUCUCUGCAAUUGGACUGGGAGGAUGGUUGACAUUUGGCGGUCAUGUCGAUAACGAGGUCACUUUUGCGUGUAUGAAGCAGGCGUACGACUGCGGAGUCAACUUCUUCGAUACGGCGGAAAGCUAUGCCAACGGUCAGUCGGAAAUCGUCAUGGGUGAAGCGAUUCGCAGGUUCGGUUGGAAGCGCAGCGACCUGGUUAUCAGCACCAAGCUCAACUGGGGAAUGGCAAACGGCGAGAUUCUCAUCAAUAACCAUGGACUGUCCCGGAAACACAUCGUCGAGGGGACGCGCGCCUCGCUCGAGCGCCUGCAGUUGGAAUACGUGGACAUCAUCUACGCCCAUCGCCCGGACCGGCUGACACCCAUGGAGGAGACGGUUCGAGCCUUCAACCACGUCAUCGACAAGGGCUGGGCUUUCUACUGGGGCACCUCGGAAUGGUCCGCCGACGAGAUCAGCGAGGCGUGCGGCAUUGCUAAACAGUUGGGGCUCGUGGGCCCCAUCGUCGAGCAGCCGCUGUACAACCUUCUCGACCGCAGGAAGGUCGAGGGCGAGUUCCAGCGGUUGUAUACCCGCUGCGGAAUCGGUCUCACCACUUUCUCCCCGCUGAAGAUGGGCCUGCUGAGCGGCAAGUAUAACGAUGCCACAACGGAGCCGCCGGCUGGGUCUCGCUUUUCAGAGAGCCAGGAUCGCUUUGCAAACCAGGUCCGUAGGGACUGGGAGAAGGAUGAGUGGUCGGGCGUCAUUCAGAAAGUGAUCAAGCUGAAGGCUCUGGCAGAUCGACUCGGCUUCAAGCUCUCGCAACUGGCACUCGCCUGGUGCCUGAAGAACGAAAACGUCUCGGCCGUCAUCACAGGGGCCUCGAGGCCAGAGCAGAUCGUCGAUAACGUCCAGAGUCUCAAGCUCCUGCCCAAGCUCACCCCAGAGAUCCUGGCGGAGAUCGACGAACUGUUGGAGAACAAGCCUGCCUUGGAUCCGGCUCGUCAGGAUUGAUCAUUGAUGCUGAGAAACGAACCCCGG
Penicilliopsis zonata CBS 506.65 is the source of this 1436-nucleotide messenger RNA. RefSeq lists its product as hypothetical. The transcript has 6 exons. Bases 357 to 1409 code for a protein of 350 amino acids. Lineage: Eukaryota; Fungi; Ascomycota; Eurotiomycetes; Eurotiales; Aspergillaceae. The record is from RefSeq and is a predicted model, not a curated record.